Molecule: messenger RNA, 1443 nt
Organism: Alexandromys fortis (reed vole)
Lineage: Eukaryota; Metazoa; Chordata; Mammalia; Rodentia; Cricetidae
Gene: Egr4
Product: early growth response 4
Exons: 2
Coding region: 1-1443 (480 amino acids)
Biological process (GO): regulation of transcription by RNA polymerase II
Molecular function (GO): RNA polymerase II cis-regulatory region sequence-specific DNA binding; DNA-binding transcription factor activity, RNA polymerase II-specific
Source: RefSeq, a predicted model, not a curated record
AUGCUCCACCUGAGCGACUUCUCCGGCCCCGACGCGCACCUCGCCAAGGCCACCGAAGGCUGCGUCCACGCCAGCCCCGAGCUUCCCCGGCUGCCCGCCCGGGACGCUCCCUCGGCCGCCACCUAUCCUGCAGGCGACUUCUUGAGCUGGGCUCUGAGCGGCUGCAGCGCCGGGGGGGACUUAGCCGACUCCUGCUUCCUGGAAGGCCCCGCACCCACGCCCCCUCCGGGCCUCAGCUACAGCGGCAGCUUCUUCAUCCAGGCGGUCCCCGAACACCCGCACGACCCGGAGGCCCUCUUCAACCUCAUGUCGGGCAUCUUGGGCCUGGCACCCUUUCCCAGCCCCGAGGCGGCCGCGUCUCGGUCCCCGCUGGAUGCCCCGUUCCCCGCGGGCCCCGAUGCCUUGUUGCCGGACCUUUACUCCCCGGACCUGAGUUCAGCCGCCUUCCCGGAGGCGUUUUGGGAGGCCGCGCCUUCGGCGGGAGCCCCCUCGCAGUGCCUGUUCGAACCCCAGCUCUCCCCGCCCGACGUCAAGCCGGGACUGCGGGCGCCUCCCGCUUCGCCGGCGCUGGACGCUGCUGCCUCGGCCUUCAAAGGGCCGUAUGCCCCCUGGGAGCUGCUGUCUGCGGGGGCCCCGGGGAAUAGUGGGUCACAGGGAAGCUUCCAGGCCACUCCCGAGGCCCGUUUCCCCGCGGUAGGGACCAAAGUUGAGGACCUGCUGUCCAUCAGCUGCCCCGCCGAGCUGCCGGGCCCGGCCACCAGACUCUUCCCGGCAGGGGCUUACGACGCCUUCUCGCUGGCCCCGGGUGAUUUAGGGGAGGGGACCGAGGGCCUCCCGGAGAUGCUGACCCCUCCCGGCGGGGAGGGAGGGAGCCGUGGCGAAGGCGGUGAGUUCCUGGCCACCUCGCAGGCGCAGCUGUCCCCGCUGGGCCUGCGCAACGCCGCCACGGCGGACUUCCCCAAACCCCUCGUGGCCGACCUCCCGGGGGGCAACAGCGGAGUGGCCCCAUCGGUGUCGCCCGCCGCCGCCGCCUUUCCCGCUGCCAAGGGCCGGCGCAAGGGACGCCGGGGUGGCAAAUGCAGCGCGCGCUGCUUCUGCCCGCGGCCGCACGUCAAGGCCUUCGCCUGCCCGGUGGAGAGCUGCGUGCGGAGCUUCGCCCGCUCCGACGAGCUCAAUCGCCACCUGCGCAUCCACACGGGUCACAAGCCCUUCCAGUGCCGCAUCUGCCUGCGCAACUUCAGCCGCAGCGACCAUCUCACCACGCACGUGCGCACCCACACCGGUGAGAAGCCUUUCGCCUGCGACGUGUGUGGUCGCCGCUUCGCGCGCAGCGACGAGAAGAAACGGCACAGCAAGGUGCAUCUGAAGCAGAAGGCGCGCGCCGAGGAGAGGCUCAAGGGCCUGGGCUUCUACUCGCUGGGCCUCUCCUUCGCCGCGCUCUGA